CACUGAUAGUCAGCACUGACUGGUAUCACUGCUGGGCAUUGACUGGCGCAACUGCUGGGCACUGACUGGUGCAAACUACUGGGCACUGACUGGCAGCACUGCUGGACUGCACUGAUGGGCACUGGUGGGUGGCACUGGUGGGUACAAGUGGGUAGCACUGAUGGGCACAGGUGGGUGGCACUGCUGGGCACAGGUGGGUGGUACUGCUGGGUGGCACUGAUAAGCACUGGUGGGUGGCACUGCUGGGCACAGGUGGGCAGAUCUGGUGGGUGGCACUGCUGGGCACCGAUCAUCAGAGCACGGAUCAUCAGUGCCCUGAUGAUUGGUGCCGAUCCCUGCUCUGACAACUGCCGGUUCUCGGCAGUACUUUCCUCAAGCUCUGACAGCGAGAGGAAAGUGCAGCCGAGAACCGGCAAUUGC
This is a messenger RNA of Staurois parvus, 420 nucleotides long. NCBI's taxonomy places the organism in Eukaryota, Metazoa, Chordata, Amphibia, Anura, Ranidae. The record is from the annotation of a GenBank genome assembly.